AUGGAGCCACAAGGAAAAUUAUCUAAAAGGACUUCUUGGGUACAGGGGGCUACAGGGAUUAACAAAUGUUCAUGGACUACCUAAAGAACAGUGGACCUAGGUGUGGGCCAGGUAUCCCACUCGUUCUUAGUUAUCCCUGACUGCUCCUACCCACUGAUGGGGAAACUUACAAAAAUUAGAGCUCAAAUUCACUUUCAACCCAGAGGCACUACAAUCUCUGAUGGUCAGGGGCAACCUAUUCAGGUACUGACUGUGACCUUAGAGGAUGAAUAUAGACUGUACCAACAACCCAUCCCCGGCAAUCAGGAUAUAGAUUAUUGGCUAAAGGUGUACCCUGAAGCAUGGGCAGACACAGGAGGUAUGGGUCUGGCCAAACACCAGCCAGCAGUGUUUGUGGAACUUGAGCCUGGAGCGGACCCAGCUAGGGUUCGUCAAUACUCUGUUGGGGAAACUCGAGCAGGAAUAACCCCCCAUAUUCAGCGACUGUUAGAUCGGGGGGUCCUGUGGUCCUGCCAGUCAGCCUGGAACACUCUGCUUCUGCCUGUUGAAAAGCCUCAGUCCAACCACUACCGGCCCAUCCAAGACCUUAGGGAGGUGAACAAAAGGGUGAUGAACAUUCACCCCACUGUCCCUAACCUGUAUACCCUUCUAAGCUCCCUGCCACCUGAAAGGCAAUGGUAUACAGUACUAGAUCUAAACGAUGUCUUCUUUAGUCUGCCCCUGGCUCCCAAAGGUCAACAACUAUUCGCCUUCCAGUGGUCAGACAAGGAAAAAGGAAUCAAUGGACUACUAAUGUGGACCAGACUCCCACAAGGCUUCAAGAAUUCUAUCUUCGAGUGCCUGCAAACCCUGGGGGACCUAGGUUACCGAGCCUCAGCCAAGAAAGCUCAAAUCUGCAAGCCUGAGGUGACAUACCUAGGGUAUCUGUUAAAAGACGGGCAACGCUGGCUAACACAGGCCAGAAAAGAAGCAGUUUUAAACAUCCCUGUAUCCCAGACCCCAAGGCAAAUGGAGUUUCUGGCUGGCUUUUGCAGGCUGUGGAUACCUGGGUUUGCUUAAUUAGCCAGGCUUCUGUAUGAAGGCAUGGAAGAAACUCAGCCCUUCCAGUGGACCAUGGAGAUGUGCAGAGCCUUCGAUCAAAUUAAGACUGCAUUGCUGUCUGCACCUGCUCUAGGGCUACCUGAUGUCAUGAAACCAUUCUAUCUGUACAUUGAUGAGUGCAAGGGGAUUGCCAAAGGGGUCCUGACCCAGUGUCUGGGUCCCUGGAAGAAGCCACUGGCCUACUUGUCAAAAAGGCUGGACCCUGUGGCAGCUGGCUGGCCACCUUGCUUGAGGAUGAUAGCUGUUGCCACUGCCCUAAUGGUUAAAGAUGCUGACAAACUAACCUUAGGACAAGAGCUAUAUAUCACCACCCCCCAUGCCAUCGAGGGAAUCCUGAAGCAACACCCGGACCCAUGGCUAAGCAAUGCCUGGCUCACCCAUUAUCAAGGACUGUUACUUAACCCUCUCAGAAUCACCUUCCAGGCACCCUCAGCUCUCAAUCCCGUGACCCUGCUACCCAACCCCAACUUGGAGCCUCCCUUCCAUAACUGUGCACAGAUCCUAGCACAGGUCCACAGCAUCAGAGAAGACCUCAAGGACCAGCCAUUGCCAGAUUUGGAGCUUAUCUGGUUUACAGAUGGGAGCAGCUUCAUUCAACAAGGUCAGAGAGAUGCAGGUGCAACAGUGGUAACAGAGACUGAAGUGGUAUUGGCUGAGCCCCUCCCAAUGGGAACAUCAGCCCAAAGAGCUGAACUGAUAGCCUUGAUCCAAGCACUAACUCUGGUAAAAGACAAAAAGCUGAUUAUGUACACCGAUAGCCGGUAUGCUUUUGCCACGGCCCACAUACAUGGCGCCAUCUAUAAGGAAAGAGGGCUACUGACAGCCAAGGGAAAGACUAUAAAAAAUAAAGAAGAGAUAUUGGCCCUCAUUACUGCCCUAUGGUUGCCUAAGAAAUUGGCUACUGUCCACCAUCCAGGACAUCAGAAACCUAAGGACAUGGUAUCCUGA
Messenger RNA from Urocitellus parryii (Arctic ground squirrel), 2049 nucleotides. NCBI's taxonomy places the organism in Eukaryota, Metazoa, Chordata, Mammalia, Rodentia, Sciuridae. The record is from RefSeq and is a predicted model, not a curated record.